AUGGAAGGCUAUGCGAAAGUUGCUCAGUUAAUGGCUAAAUAUGAAGAUUUUGCCAUCCUGCGACGGUUCAAACGACUCAAUUACCAAAACCUGCUCUAUUUACAAGCUCAAAUCAUCCACCUUGAGGAGAGCCUCGGCAGGAUUGUAGAGCAGGACGCUAUUGAUCCCGAACGGAAAGAGUAUCUCCGAGAUUGGUGGAGGCUGGCUCAUGGAGAAAAGGGGGCCGGAAGAGCUCAGUGGCGUAAAAUACGCCGCAUAAGGAAAAAGCUGAAAGAAUACAGUAAGAGGACGUACCCUUACCUACCUAGUCGCCGUAAAGCCUCGAGUACCAUCAGAUCCGCUUUCCUGGUGGAUUACGAACAUUGUAUUCCCUCUAUACCACCGCGUAUUCGGCGUGAAAUUCGGGGUAAGAAAGUUCCAAAGUUCACAAGGCACGUUGCCAGCCUCGCUAACGCGUACCGAACAUACAAGAUAGCCGACUCGAACGAAGUGGGAGACGGGCUAUACACGUACGAAGAAUCAUUGAUAAGUUCUGUCAUCAAUAUUAUCACAACCGUUGUUGCGGCCGUGUUGCCCCUCUCGUCGAUCGUGGUGUUGUAUUUGGUGAAAGCCGAGUUGAUCAGGCUGGGGAUUCUCAUCAUCUUCUCCGCCUGUUUUGCGCUCGCGCUCGCGCUAAUGACCAAUGCAAGACGGAUAGAGGUGUUUGCAGCGACGGCCGCCUCUUCUGCAGCCAGUCGCAAGCCGUCGUCUACCAUCUUGAGAUGGCCCGCUUUCUCGCCAAGCGCAUCCAGACGUUUUGCGACCGUUGCGACACCCUCCUUACAGAAUGCUCACCUACCCGAUAAUCAUGGCCCAAUUCAAGAAUACGAUCGGCGAGUGCGGGAAGGACGCCUCCGAGAGGACCAACACCAACGCGGGAUUAUCCAAAAUUUGCAAAAUUUGCACGACGAACUAGUUCAUUACCGAGCGCAACCCGUUGUGCGCCCGAACUUUGAGACUCUUAAACCGACCAAAUCAUUAUUUUCGUGGUUCGGACCGAAGCCGGCCAUUGGAACCAUACAAGAGAUUCCAUCCAAUCUACCGCGAGGAUUAUAUUUGUACGGCGACGUCGGGAGCGGGAAGACGAUGUUGAUGGACCUCUUCUACGACACGUUACCCAGUUCCGUCCAAUCUAAGACUAGAAUACAUUUCCAUAAUUUCAUGCAGGAUGUGCACAAGAGGUUGCAUAAGAUGAAGAUGACGCACGGAAACGAUAUCGAUGCAGUCCCGUUUGUAGCAGCAGAUAUCGCAGAGAAGGCGAAUGUUCUGUGUUUCGACGAGUUCCAGUGCACCGAUGUGGCUGAUGCGAUGAUCCUACGAAGACUUCUAGAGUCGUUAAUGUCUCAUGGAGUUGUUCUUGUGACGACAUCAAACCGACAUCCGGAUGAGUUAUAUAAAAACGGGAUUCAGCGCGAAUCCUUUAUUCCGGCGAUCCACCUUCUGAAGUCGCGGUUACAUGUCAUCAAUCUUAACUCCCCCACCGAUUACCGCAAAAUCCCCCGGCCGCCGUCCGGGGUCUACCACACGCCGCUCGACAACCAAGCGGCGUUGCACGUAGAGAAGUGGCUCCGGUUUCUUGGCGAUCCCGAUGCGCCAGAACCUCACCCAGAAACACAAAAGGUCUGGGGCCGCGAAAUCUACGUUCCAAGAGUCAGCGGUCGCUGCGCUUGGUUCACCUUCCAAGAACUGAUUGGCCGUGCGACAGGCGCGGCUGACUACCUCGAGCUGAUGCGCUGCUACGAUGCGUUUAUCAUAUCUGAUGUGCCUGGCAUGACUUUCCGAGAGCGCGAUCUUGCAAGACGGUUUAUUACUUUUAUUGACGCUGUCUACGAAUCACGCGCGAAACUUGUCCUUACUACAGCUGUUCCCCUGACGGAAUUAUUCAUCUCUCCCCAGGAAUUACGGGAGUCCCUGAAAAGGGACGGAAAGCCCGUAGACGACAACGAUGACGAAUCGACUAGCCACGCCAUGCAGCACAUGCUCGAGGACGUGGAUAGUAACAUUGACCAGUUGAAAAACUCAAGUCUGUUCUCUGGUGAUGAAGAGCGCUUUGCAUUUGCGCGGGCGCUAUCUAGACUGAGCGAGAUGUCUAGCAAGGAGUGGGUUGAGCGCGGUAUGGGUCUAGAAAGUUCAGGGGGCAAAGAGGAGAGGGACGGUUGGGCAAAGGCCCGUAGUCGACAGAUGGAGGAUAGUAUGUGA
Molecule: messenger RNA, 2238 nt
Organism: Daldinia childiae
Lineage: Eukaryota; Fungi; Ascomycota; Sordariomycetes; Xylariales; Hypoxylaceae
Product: Protein AFG1
Exons: 4
Coding region: 1-2238 (745 amino acids)
Biological process (GO): protein quality control for misfolded or incompletely synthesized proteins
Cellular component (GO): mitochondrion; cytoplasm
Molecular function (GO): ATP binding; ATP hydrolysis activity
Source: RefSeq, a predicted model, not a curated record